AUUUCCGUCAUCUACGUAAACACCCGAGUACACAUUCACAACUGAACCUGCGGCUGUAACGCUGUUCUGGUCUAGAAGGCCAAAUAGCGUCAAGCGACAUGUUGCGUUGGCCAGCAGUAAGUCGGGCUUUGGCUGGUGCGGCCCAUUCCAAGGGCUCCAUUGCCACCACUAACAAUGUGCAGACUUCAGCCCGGGCCUCAAGCAAUAUGGUUGAAGUGUUUGUAGAUGGAAAACCUGUCAUGGUGGAGUCAGGGACCACUGUUCUACAGGCUUGUGAGAAAGUAGGUGUGCAGAUUCCUCGUUUCUGCUAUCAUGAUCGUCUUUCAGUGGCUGGUAACUGCCGCAUGUGUCUGGUGGAAAUCGAGAAAGCACCAAAGCCUGUUGCAGCAUGUGCAAUGCCUGUCAUGAAAGGGUGGAACAUUUUGACCAAUUCAGAACACACAACAAAUAAUAAUCAAGCAGGCAAAUGUCAUUAA
Molecule: messenger RNA, 476 nt
Organism: Sinocyclocheilus grahami
Lineage: Eukaryota; Metazoa; Chordata; Actinopteri; Cypriniformes; Cyprinidae
Product: NADH-ubiquinone oxidoreductase 75 kDa subunit, mitochondrial-like
Exons: 5
Coding region: 99-476 (125 amino acids)
Biological process (GO): ATP synthesis coupled electron transport
Cellular component (GO): membrane
Molecular function (GO): NADH dehydrogenase (ubiquinone) activity; iron-sulfur cluster binding
Source: RefSeq, a predicted model, not a curated record